AUGGGACCUUUCAAACCUUCCUCAAACGGGCACAACUACAUUUUGGUUGCUGUGGACUAUGUGUCCAAAUGGAUUGAAGCCAUCCCCUGCCCAGCCUGUGAUGCUAAGGUUGUUAUCAAACUGUUCAGAACCAUCAUCUUUCCAAGAUAUGGCAUCCCAAGGGUUGUUAUUUCGGAUGGAGGUUCCCAUUUCAUCAACAAGGUGUUUGAGAAGUUGAUGAAGAGUUAUGGAGUCAAGCACAAGGUCGCUACACCUAUCACCCUCAAACCAGUGGGCAAGUUGAGGUCUCCAACAGACAGAUUAAAGGCCAUAUUGGAGAAGACUGUGAGCUUCACUAGGAAAGGAUUGGAUUGCCACUUGCCUGUGGAGGUCGAAUACAAGGCUUUAUGGGCAGUAAAGAUGCUGAACUUUGACAUAAAGGCAGCACAAGAAAGGAGGGUUGUUUCCCGGGAAGUUGAGGUCAAAGUGGGCGGGACCAUUCAAGAUCACGAAGUUCUACCCUACGGGUCCCUCACUCUGCUCAACAAGAGGGGAAAGGAAUUCACAGUGAAUGGGCAUAGAUGCAAGCCAUAUCUAGGAAUGACCCCCACAGAGGAGAUCAUCACUCCUCUAAGAUCCAACCCCGGCCUAAAAGUCUUGCAGGAACAGGUUUUAGGAAGGAAAGGCAACUCGAGGCACAACUCGAUCGAGCCAAGAGCAAGCUCGAUCGAGCGAGCCCGGAGUGGAGCGUCCCUGAUGGCCGUCUGCCCUCUCCAGACCACGACCUUGCCUCCCAGUUCUUUGGGGGGCACUGAGGCUAAGUUUGGGGGUGCCAACUCGAGCUCGAUCGAGUUGGGUGUAAAAACCAGAAAAGUGGUAAAAGUUGGGAAAAUCCAAAGGAAAAAGAGUUUAGUUAAGUCCAGGGAGUUGGCAGUGUCUUUUGGAGCAUUCUGGAGCAUAUGGGACGUGAGGAGCAUGGAGGACUUGGCAUGGACGCAGCUCAACUGGAUACGCAAAGGAAGAAGGAGAAGCCAUCUUGAAGACCAGCUCGACCACCUACUCGACCAACCGGUCGAGUUCCUCAACUCGACCGGCCAAGCUUCAACUCGAUCGAGCUGA
This is a messenger RNA of Microthlaspi erraticum, 1098 nucleotides long. The record is from the annotation of a GenBank genome assembly. Lineage: Eukaryota; Viridiplantae; Streptophyta; Magnoliopsida; Brassicales; Brassicaceae.